AUGGGCGAGCACUUCCCUGACCUGCGCGGCAAGCUGACAGCGACUGACAUUGGCAAUGCAAAAACCCGCUUCUGGAGAGACACUUCCGGCAAGUGCCCACAUGAGGUGCACUCUGCCAAGGCAGCAGCAGCAGCGGCUGAGCAACAGCAAGCAGAACAACAAGCAGCAGCAGAGGCCCUCAGCGGCAUUCCUGCAGCUACAGCCACAUGGGACGAAGUGGAGCCGUUUCUGGAGUUCGUGCAGCAGGAUAUGGACGCCAACCGAAUUGGCACCUGGCGUGCUGACAACAUGCGCCGGGCCAAAGCGGUGGAACACCUGUGCCGCCUUUGGGAAAGCAGCCUGGCCUUCACAAAAGAGCAGAGGAGAAGGAUUAGGGACUUCUGCAUUGAGUUUAAAGUCAAGCUGUCAACCUGA
This is a messenger RNA of Chlorella variabilis, 414 nucleotides long. RefSeq names its product expressed protein. The transcript is spliced from 2 exons. The record is from RefSeq and is a predicted model, not a curated record. Lineage: Eukaryota; Viridiplantae; Chlorophyta; Trebouxiophyceae; Chlorellales; Chlorellaceae. The coding region runs from base 1 to 414 and encodes 137 amino acids.